Messenger RNA from Suillus subaureus, 1078 nucleotides. Its product is annotated as NADP-dependent oxidoreductase domain-containing protein. The coding region runs from base 251 to 1078 and encodes 275 amino acids. NCBI's taxonomy places the organism in Eukaryota, Fungi, Basidiomycota, Agaricomycetes, Boletales, Suillaceae. The record is from RefSeq and is a predicted model, not a curated record. Gene Ontology annotation, molecular function: oxidoreductase activity. The transcript is spliced from 9 exons.
UGGGGUGUCAAACCACGUGACAUGUCAGAUUUGAGUUCUCGAGGUCGAAGCUCCCCAGGGCCAUACGUCUGUCCACCCUGUCGGUGCCCGCUUGCUUCACACAGUUAGCUGUCUCAGCCCGGUAUGAAGAGGCCGUCAGCUUCUAUGUCAGCCGUGCGUAUAAUAUCCGUCUGUUCCCAAGCGCGUUGUACGCUUCGGACCUGCAUAAAUAGCUGGCUCUUUCCCUAUCUUUAUUCUUCAGCUCUAAAUCAUGGUUGAAACAGUUACACUCUCUGAUGGCCACACUAUGCCCGCUUUUGGGCUUGGUGUCUACUUGAACGAGGAAUGCGCGGAAGCUUGCAUGGUUGCCCUUCAAAAUGGUUACCGAAUGAUUGAUGGGGCCCGGCUCUACAAGAAUGAAGUCCAAGUCGGUGUUGGGGUAGGGAAGAGUGGUGUUAAGCGCGAAAACGUCUUUAUCACUUCCAAGGUCUUCCAUACCGAUUUCACCUACGAUGGCACGACGGCUGCUUUGAAAGACUCGAUCGCGAACCUUGGAUCUUCGUAUUAUGAUUUAUACCUAACCCACAGCGCCAUUGGAGGUAAGGACGCACGUCUUGCCGCCUACAGGGCUCUCUUGGACGGCAAGGCGAGCGGGAUGAUCAGAUCUAUUGGCGUCUCCAAUUACUCAGCAAAGCACAUAGAAGAGAUUCGUGAGGCUGGUCUAGAGAUGCCUGUUGUGAACCAAAUAGAGGCGAGCAUUACUGCGAUUGGCUCACACAACCAUUGCGAGGAAGCUAAAACUGUCAUCAGUUACAUCCAUUCUGCCAGCAAAAACCCAUCGUCGAAUACUGCAUACUCGCCUCUUGUGCGUGGUGCUCUCGACAACCCGGUCAUCCAGGAGCUCUCCACAAAGAUUCUUAUCAGGUGGUCUUUACAACGAGGAUUUGUGCCCCUGCCGAAAUCCUCGCAGCCCGAACGUAUUAUAUCCAACGGCCAAGUAUUUGGUUGGAACAUCGAACCUACGGACAUGGCAAAGCUUGACGCGUUGGACCGCGGGAAGGAAGGUGCAGUUACCUGGAAUCCAGUCGACGUCGACUAA